AUGCCCGUGACAGAUGAGGAUGCUGCGCUGGCAGCCAUUGCCACCCUCGAGACGCCGUCUAUGGAGCAGCAACACGCACAGCAAGCCGUGAAUGCCAUCAUCUGUAAUGGGGAGCCCUUUGUCGACGUCCACGACUUGUUUGCUCAUUACAAUGUGCUCUACUUCCGCAAGCUCUUGCUUCCACGUGUCGAGGUGCUGUGGUCGCCACGAUUGACGCUCUGCGCCGGAAUCUGCGAACUCUCAAAGGACCCUUCGACCGGGACAUUCACACGCAUCCGUCUCAAACUCAGCACCCCACUCCUACAAUACCGUCCCCGAUCCGACACAAUCAACACCCUGCUCCACGAAGCCAUCCACGCCUACUUCUUCCUCACCACAUCCUGGCGCCACGCCCGCGGCGACGACGGCACGGGUCACGGCCCAGGCUUUCAACGUCUCGCCGCCGCCAUCAACCACCACGGCGCCUACGACGUGACCAUCUACCACACCUUCCACGACGAGGUUGCGUCCCAUCGCAGACAUGUCUGGCAAUGUAACGGUCCCUGCAACACCCAGCCCCCAUUUUUCGGCCUCGUGAAAAGGAGCAUGAAUCGGGCGCCGGGGAAAAGCGACGGGUGGUGGGCGCAACACGAGGCUGAGUGCGGGGGCACCUAUGUCAAGGUGCAGGAACCCGCGCCGACGAAGAAGCAAUGGCAGGCCCUAAGCGCCAGGGAAAGGGCUGGCAGGCAGAAGAACAAGCUGGAUGGCUGGGUCACUGGGGCAGUGCACACCACAUUGGCAACCGCAGAGGGUAAUAAGAAUGCCUUUGCUCAGCCCAUUGCGGUGGAUGGCGAGGAUGAAACCUCAGUCAAGAGUUUGCAAGACUCCAAGGGAACGACCGUGUCAACGACACCCGCCUCUUCAAUUUCUAUAGCCGGUCAGAAACGACCCGUGUCAGAUGCUAGUGCCGACGCAGCGGAUGACACGGCAAAGAAGGUAUUGGUAGAGUGUCCCCUAUGUCAUCUUCGCAUGGCAGAGUCCACCAUCAACGAGCAUCUAGAUACAUCACACGCUUCUUGA
Plenodomus lingam JN3 is the source of this 1059-nucleotide messenger RNA. RefSeq lists its product as uncharacterized. NCBI's taxonomy places the organism in Eukaryota, Fungi, Ascomycota, Dothideomycetes, Pleosporales, Leptosphaeriaceae. Gene Ontology annotation, molecular function: single-stranded DNA binding; polyubiquitin modification-dependent protein binding; metalloendopeptidase activity. Gene Ontology annotation, biological process: DNA repair. Gene Ontology annotation, cellular component: nucleus. The record is from RefSeq and is a predicted model, not a curated record.